Molecule: messenger RNA, 1068 nt
Organism: Penaeus chinensis
Lineage: Eukaryota; Metazoa; Arthropoda; Malacostraca; Decapoda; Penaeidae
Exons: 8
Coding region: 586-1068 (160 amino acids)
Source: RefSeq, a predicted model, not a curated record
CACUUGUUGUUUCAGUGUGUAUUCUGUGGUGCGAGGGGUCAGGUGUAUCGGAGGGUUCUCGGGACCUUGUGAUUCCAUUGUGACGGAUCUUCCUUUAUCCAUCCGCACAGUUCCAAACCGGAGAGUGGCGGGUUUGGUGGCGAAUAAGGAAUCGAAGGUGUUGUCUCUUGCACAGCUUUAAAAGAUUCUGCCGCGGUGAAGGCUAGGUCUCCGUGAACAGAAAAGGUAUCGUUCCUCUUUGCCGUAGACACAAGAAAUGCCCGGAAGCCAAAGCUACGCACUGAUAGUACAUAUCAGAGCAGUGCAGACGGAACACUCUCAGUGAACUGUGAAAGAAAUGCAUGCAGACCUCUAAUACAUCUUUUGGAAAUGUGACAUGUUUGGUGAUUUAGUGAAAAAUCGUGAUACAGCCGGUUGAUACAAGAUAGAAAACGGGAUACGAGACCAUAGAAAAAGGAUGUUGUGUUAUGAUGUGGGCGGAGUCAUGACGUCAUAGCAGGGGCGUGGCAUAGGGGCGAUAGAGAGCGAACCGUGCGCCCAUGUCUGGCCAUGGGAGGGGCGUGACCUUGCCUCUCUGACCUAGGGAUGAUGGAGGCAUCAGGUGAGAUCGGACUUCCUGGCGGCGGAGGAGGAGGAGUAGGAGGAAUGGGAUUCGGGGGACCAGGAGCAUUGGGAAGAGGCCUCGUAGGAUCCCUAAGUGCGCUGCCCACACCGGGAGGAGCGAUGGGCGGAGGAGGAGGACCGGCUUCAGGAGGAGCAGGACGAGGAAAUAUGGUGAGGAGGGCGAGUCUCGGCAGCCAGCCCACGCAGGACCGAUGGGUGUGUCCCAACGACCGCCAUCUGGCACUCAGGGCCAAGUUGAAAAUGGGCUGGUCCACGUCGCAGCCCGUGCCCGUGACCCGCCAGGACUCGCUCUCGGAGGCGGAGACCAAGAUCAUCCUCGAGGUCAUCCAAAGGGCGGAGAAGCUCGACCUUGUGGAGCAGGAGAGGAUAGGGUUUUCUCUUCGGAUGCAGAGAAGCGUAGGAGUAACUGCAAGAGAGCUUAAUGGCCGCCCACCAGGGUCGUAA